Molecule: messenger RNA, 1359 nt
Organism: Penicillium verhagenii
Lineage: Eukaryota; Fungi; Ascomycota; Eurotiomycetes; Eurotiales; Aspergillaceae
Product: tubulin alpha chain
Exons: 7
Coding region: 1-1359 (452 amino acids)
Biological process (GO): microtubule cytoskeleton organization; mitotic cell cycle
Cellular component (GO): cytoplasm; microtubule
Molecular function (GO): structural constituent of cytoskeleton; GTP binding
Source: RefSeq, a predicted model, not a curated record
AUGACAAGAGGCGAGAUCUGCCACCUUCACAUCGGCCAGGCUGGUGUUCAGCUUGGUAACGCCGCUUGGGAGCUGUACCUCCUCGAGCACGGCCUUACCCCCGAUGGACACUUCAAGCCGGAACUUGCCGACGAUGUUACCCAGAACGGUUCCUACGACACUUUCUUCACCGAGACCGCCGGCGGCAAAUAUGUUCCCCGCUCUGUCUUCGUCGACUUGGACCCAUCCCCAAUUGACGAGAUCCGCACCGGUGCCUACCGUCACCUCUUCCACCCCGAGCAGCUGAUCAGCGGCAAGGAGGAUGCUGCCAACAACUAUGCCCGUGGUCACUACACCGUUGGCAAGGAGUACGCUGAUAACGUGAUGGACCGUAUCCGACGUGUCAUUGACAACUGUAGCUCCCUGCAGGGAUUCUUGAUCUUCCACUCCUUUGGUGGUGGUACCGGUUCUGGAUUUGGUGCUCUUCUGCUUGAACGUCUUGCCAGCGAGUAUGGCAAGAAGUCCAAGCUGGAGUUCUCCGUUUACCCUGCGCCCCAAGUGUCUACUGCCGUUGUGGAGCCUUACAACGCCGUUCUGUCCACCCACAGCACCAUUGAGAACGCGGACUGUACUUUCCUUGUCGAUAACGAGGCUGUCUACGACAUCUGCCGCCGUCACUUGGAUAUCCCCCGCCCUGGCUACGAUCAUUUGAACCGCCUCAUCGCCCAGGUUGUCAGCUCUAUCACUUCCAGCUUGCGCUUCGACGGUGCGCUCAACGUCGACUUGAACGAGUUCCAGACCAACUUGGUGCCCUACCCGCGUAUCCACUACCCUCUGAUCUCCUACGCCCCUGUUGUUUCUAUCAAGCACAGCUCCCACGAGAGCUUCAAGGUCCAGGACCUUACCACUCAGUGUGUUGAGCCACACAACCAGAUGGUGGUCUGUGAUCCCCGCAAGGGUAAGUACAUGGCCGUUGCUCUGCUGUACCGUGGUGAUGUUGUGCCCCGUGACUGCAAUGCUGCCGUUGCUGCUCUCAAGGCCAAGGAUACUUUCAACUUGGUUGAGUGGUGCCCCACUGGAUUCAAGCUGGGUAUCAACUACCAAAAGCCCGUCCGUGUUCCCGACAGCGAGCUCGCCCCCGUCGACCGCUGCGUCAGCAUGCUCUCCAACACUACCGCCAUCGCGGAGGCCUGGAGCCGUCUGGACCACAAGUUCGAUCUCAUGUACUCCAAGCGUGCCUUUGUUCACUGGUACGUUGGUGAGGGUAUGGAGGAGGGUGAGUUCUCUGAAGCUCGUGAGGAUCUCGCUGCCCUCGAGAAGGAUUACGAGGAGGUUGCUGGCGACUCAAUCGACGAGAUUGACGAGGAAGCUGAGUACUAA